Molecule: messenger RNA, 2531 nt
Organism: Phaethon lepturus (White-tailed tropicbird)
Lineage: Eukaryota; Metazoa; Chordata; Aves; Phaethontiformes; Phaethontidae
Gene: LRWD1
Product: leucine-rich repeats and WD repeat domain containing 1
Exons: 15
Coding region: 51-2306 (751 amino acids)
Biological process (GO): establishment of protein localization to chromatin; chromatin organization
Cellular component (GO): nuclear origin of replication recognition complex
Molecular function (GO): protein binding; chromatin binding
Source: RefSeq, a predicted model, not a curated record
AUCCUACAGCUGGCUGAUUAGUUAUUCCAGCAGAGGGGUGGAGAUUAAAAAUGUCAAAAAUUACUACAGAACUUCUUUUGGAAAGAGCGUUUCCAAGAUCUACACGGCUCCGAAAGAUCGAGACGCUGAACCUGUCCAAACUGCAGCUGAAGACUGGGGACUUAGAUCCACGUUUGUUUUCCCGCCUGAGGCAUCUGCAGAAACUAGAUCUCUCUGAUAAUUUACUGGACAAAUUUCCCAACAGUCUAACCCUGCCUGAUCUGCGUGUCCUAAACUGCAACAACAACAAACUGGAAGAUGUAACUGCUCUGAAACAGUUCCCUCUGCUUGAGGAGCUAACCUACGAGAACAAUGUGUACUUGACACUCAACGAUGACUAUAAAGUAAUGUUUCUUUUGCAAAAUCUUCGGCUACUCAAUGGCAAGGAUAUAACCAAACUGGCUAAUCAUGUGAGGCGUGUCAAUAGUCGUAAGCUCACCAGCAAAGUUACUGCUCACUGGGAAAAAUUCUUCCGUGACCAACUUCCUGAGAAAUAUACAGCGGAACAAGUGAAGUCAAUCAGGAAAAAGUUCCUGAAGUCAGUACAAACCAAUGUAGUGUAUGGACCCAGCUCUCUCAGUGAAUUCACCCGCUGGCGGGUGAAAAUGAUUGCAGAAGAGUUUCUGGCAUACUCACUGGGUCUGGAGUUAAACACAGAUCCUGAACCAGAGGAAAAGAUGGAUGAGAAUGAGGAAGAGAGUACAGAAGACCCCAGUGAAGCUGCAGAGGAUGUGGGUCAGGUCACAGUAACGCCCAGCAAGAGGAAAAGAAAUCAUUCAAAACCAGGCUCUGGAAACAAGAGGUCCAAGUCCCAGGCAAACACCGAGAAGGAGGCUGUAGUUAAUCCCAGAAAGUCCAGUCAUGUGCAGGAUGACGCAGCUCCUGAUAAACCAAGAACAUCGAACCAGCCAGUCAAAGAGGCAACCCCUGAGCAGGAAGCUGAAGGGACACCUAAGAAUGGAGAGCCAUUUCCCAAGGGGCAAAGCAACAGAAGAUCCAGCCAGCUGACAGGGGAACAGAAAAGCCAGGAGCAGGACAACGGAGUUGUUAGCUUGACCCCAGUGAAGAACUCCAAGGGCAAGGAGGAUGUCAGUGCAGAGCCAUUGCAUUUUCUUCAGUGUCACAGUAAAGGCAACAGCCGCGAGGAUUUUAAAACGCAGCUCUGGUCCUGUGUCUUCGAGCCAUUGCUAGACUGUGGAGCCAGGAAAGAUCCCAUUGUGAGCUCCUCCAGAACCGUGGCAACAUGUGGAGGGGAAUCUGUCUGUCUGAUUGAUUGUGAGACAGGGACAGUGCUGAAAAAGUAUAAGGUGGCUACAGAGGAGUUUUUCAGUGUUGCAUGGACAACCCUCACAAUGGUAAUCAGCGACAGUCGGAAAAAAUCUCAUAAUAUCUUGGCGGCUGCUGGGAGGAGAGGGAUCGUCAAACUGAUUCAUGUGGCGGCUGACUUCUGCUAUGGAGAGAUAAAGGCUCAUAAAAAGCCCAUUGCUACUGUCUGCUUCAGCCCAACUCAAGAAACGCACCUCUUCACUGCAUCCUAUGACAAGCGAAUUGCACUCUGGGAUAUUGGGAUUCCAGACUGUGACUACAAUUUCAAAGCAAGCCAGCUGCUGGUGCUGGAAGCACUCUCUAUUCCCUUACGGAUUGUGCUGGUCCCCACCUUCCCAGAGCAGUACCUGCUGGCUGGCUGUGAAAGCGGCUGCUUUGCCUGGAAUAUAAAACUGGAUAAGGAAGAAAAAAGCAGGACUUUUGAAGCCGUAUUCCAGUUUCCUGAGGAGGAUGGAAGCCUGACAACAUCUCACAGGGUUGAUGGUUUGGCUUUUCUGAAUGAUGAUGUCGUUGUUUCCAAGAGCUCUAAACCGGGAUGCAUAUACUUAUGGAGCUGGAGUCGGUCUUUUGAUGCAAAGGGGAAAGGCUGCCAGCGAACGGCAUCUGCAGUUAUUCUAGCUGAGCUCGAGUGGUCCGCGACAGACCUGUCCUACCUGACACUCAGCACCUGCCCAGCAAAAGCCUACGUGUUCUGUGGUGACGAGAAGGGAAGCGUGUGGAUGUACAACCUCUCAAACUACACCGCAGCGUGGAGCUCUGCAAGGGGAAAACGCUCAGACAAGAGGAUCCCUCCUGCACAGAUUCUCAAGUGGCCAGAGCUUCGAGCCAACGGGGAGCAGCUGACUGAAGUCCUAAUAAACAAUGUGGUAUCAGACCCUACUUUUACUUACCUUGUUGUUCUAACUAGUGUGAACAUAACAGCAAUUUGGAAGAAGUCAUAGUUCCUUGUAACAGAGUUUCAUUCCCGUGCUUUGAAAUAGUGCCAGUAUUAGUGACUGUUACCCAUGUAACCAUGAAGUUUUCUAGACCAGCUAUUAUGUGCAAAAAAAAAAAAAAAAAGUAAGAGUUUGUUAAACUCAUCAAGUCAUUGUAAACAUCUGGUUUCUUUUACUGUAAGUUUUCACAAUUUGUGCAUUUGUUUUAUAGAAAUGACACUUAAUAAAACA